This is a messenger RNA of Pristis pectinata (smalltooth sawfish), 3136 nucleotides long. RefSeq names its product extracellular serine/threonine protein kinase FAM20C-like. Gene Ontology annotation, biological process: protein phosphorylation. Gene Ontology annotation, molecular function: protein serine/threonine kinase activity. NCBI's taxonomy places the organism in Eukaryota, Metazoa, Chordata, Chondrichthyes, Rhinopristiformes, Pristidae. Gene Ontology annotation, cellular component: Golgi apparatus. The transcript has 10 exons. Bases 955 to 2541 code for a protein of 528 amino acids. The record is from RefSeq and is a predicted model, not a curated record.
CCAUCGCUCCCUCUCUCUUUAAUCUCAUUCUCUCUGCCACUGUGACCACCCCGUCUCUCUCUCUCUCUCCAUCUCUACAAUGUUGUCCGUCUCUUAUCCACAUUGUGAUUUCUCUCUCCCCCCCUCAUUCCCUGACGGUGGGUGAGGAUUAAAAGCCGCCCCUUCCCUCUGAUUGGAGGCGGUGGGCUUUGCAAGUCGCCGAGGGGUUCCUCAGCUCCCGGAAGCCCCCUCUGAUUCCUCACCCCCCUCCCCCCCCCCCGCCUCUCUGGGACCAGACUCCGCACACAUUUGGGGGGACGGGAGUCGGUUGGGUGGUGGGGCGGGGGUGUACCGAUCGCCCAGACUCCCCCUUCUCUUCCCCCCCCCCCCAAUCCCUCUCUGUGGAGAAAGGUGGGAGGGGCUCUGUGGCGGGGAGUCACCAUUACUCCUCCCAUCCAGGGGAGGGGAGAAGAUUUAGAGAGUGUGUCUGGCUGCCUCUGUAUGUAUGUGUGUGUUGCGUCUACUCUCCCCGACACUGCAGAGCAGCGACCGCCGACUUCCCGAUCAGUGGCUCCACUCCUGAUGUACCUUCCUUGGGAUCAAUGGCUCGGCGUUGGUGAACCGCUGGCAGGUUGAGAGCGAGGGGGGAGAGAGAGAGACACACACACACACACACACACUGCGCCAAGGCAGAUGAACGGGGAGCUCCAAGACUUGCAAUGUGGAGCCGCUUCCAAAUGACACGGCGCUGAUCGCAGCUCGCCGCGCCGCCGGCAAGGGCUUGGAAUCCCGUCUCCGCGUGUUCCUCGCCCCCCAACCUCCUCUCCUGUCUCCUCUUCGCUCUUCCCCCCUCUCCUCCUUUAUCCCCCAUCGUUUUCCCCUUUACUCCCUCCUUUCCCCACUCCCUCCUUUCUUUUUACCUUCCUCCCCUCCCUCACCUCUCCUACCCUCGCCCUCUCCCUCCACCAGACGACAAUGCUGCCGCGGAGAUUCCGGGUGCUGAUCGUUACCGUCUUCCUGGUCGCCUGCACCAUGCACAUCCUGACCGACUUGCUGCCCCGGUUGGAGAGGAGGUCGGCGGGGGGAUCCGCCGCCGGGCCGGGGGCGGGAGGAGGUGGUGCAGACGCCGGCUGCCCCUGCCAGCACCGUGCGGCGGGCUGGAACAAGCACACCCUGCGCAUCCUGCAAGACUUCAGCAGCAGCGACACGGCGCCGGCCGCCAACCGCAGCGGCAAGCGGCUGGUGUCCGAGGGCGAGCCCCGGGCCGCCGCUCACAGCCGUCCCUCCAAACUGGCCGCUCUCCUGCGGCACCCGCUGUACCAGAGGCCGGCGCCGGCCCUCCGCCCGCCGGACAUCCUUUUCAACGUCAACACGGACAUCAGGUUCAACCCCAAGGCCAGCGACCCCCGAAACUGGGCUAACGAAGAGGAAGGUGACCUUUCAGCCCCCACUGAAACCUCUAUUGACUCAUACCCCAACUGGUUAAAAUUCCACAUCGGGAUAAACCGUUACGAGUUGUAUUCUCGACACAAUCCGGCAAUCGAGGCUUUGCUAGGGGAUCUGGCUACUCAACAGAUCUCCAGUGUAGCGAUGAAAUCUGGAGGCACACAGUUGAAACUCAUCAUGACUUUCCAAAACUACGGGCAGGCUCUCUUCAAACCGAUGAAGCAAACCAGGGAGCAGGAGACACCUCCCGACUUCUUCUACUUCUCCGACUAUGAACGGCACAACGCGGAGAUUGCUGCCUUCCAUCUGGACAGGAUUCUGGAUUUCCGACGUGUGCCCCCGGUUGCCGGGAGACUGAUCAACAUGACGAGGGAAAUCCGAGACGUGACGCGUGACAAGAAGCUCUGGAGGACCUUCUUCAUCUCGCCAGCCAACAACGUCUGCUUCUACGGAGAGUGCUCCUACUACUGCUCCACCGAGCACGCUCUGUGCGGGAAGCCCGACCAGAUCGAAGGAUCGCUGGCCGCCUUCCUGCCAGACCUGGCCCUGGCCAAAAGGAAAACUUGGAGGAACCCGUGGCGGCGCUCUUACCACAAACGCAAGCGGGCAGAAUGGGAGGUCGAUCCUGACUACUGCGAGGAAGUCAAACAAACCGCACCUUACAACUCCGGCACACGGCUCCUCGACCUCAUCGACAUGACUAUUUUUGACUUUCUCAUGGGUAAUAUGGAUCGGCACCAUUACGAAACCUUUGAGAAGUUUGGAAACGAUUCAUUUAUUAUCCAUCUGGACAAUGGAAGAGGGUUUGGCAAGCAUUCUCAUGACGAGCUUUCCAUCCUGGUGCCACUGAGCCAGUGCUGUCGAAUCAAGCAAUCGACCUACCUUCGACUGCAGCUCCUGGCGAAGGAAGAGUACAAGCUGAGCGACGUGAUGGCAGAGUCGCUGAUGCAGGACAAACUCUCGCCCAUUCUGAUCGAGGCCCACCUGAAAGCAAUGGACAGGAGAGUGAGGAUCAUUUUAAAGAUGGUCAGUGACUGUGUGGAAAAAGAAGGUCACAGCAACGUGGUGGCAAAUGACAUGGACUUCGAAACCAAUUUAGCCUUCACCAACAGGUAGUAGAGGGACCCAGAAAUUUCCCUCUCUUUUUUACUCGUCUAAGUGAGAAAUAGAAAGUCUUGCAGAGACUGGUGAUCUAUGUUACUUUUUGAAUUCAGUGAAUUCAGAACAGAGAUGUAAUUGUUCCCAAAUAUGUAAAGUAUAGACUCCAUCGCAGAUGAUUAUAAUUAAAAGUUUCUAAGUUAAGGCACUUAUUUGUUUUUUUUUCACAAUGGAAUCCAAUCCUAAAAUGUGAAUACUGAACAGUUGUGCAAUCCCAAAACAGAAGAAACGAAAGACUUUAAAAUAUAUAAAUCUUUAAAUAUAUAUAAAAAUAAAAAAAGGACUCUUCCCGAUGUGUGAAAACUUGAAAGUUGGUUGCAUUGCUUUGAGCAAACUGAGCUGGCUUUUGAGGACAAGUGACAACGAUGGUGUGGGGAAUCUUCUCGACAGUUCACUGGAUACCAGCUUUGUUCUUAAUUCUUGGUGUACAGGUAGGGACGGCGUGGCUGCAAUUCGUGGCUCCGGCCUAUCCCUUUAGCGAUGUUCCUCGGUUUUACUUUUGUGGUAAUUGUUUUGCGACCUGGUGAAAGUGCAAUAAAGGUAUUGGCAACAA